GCAGGCUUUAUGCAGCUUGGUUUGUGCAUUGCAUAACCACACUGCAGCUCCACACUCACUUCACGACUCGGUUUACCUCUUCACAAUGGCAGCUCCGAGAAAAGUCUGCAUUAUCGGCUCUGGAAACUGGGGUUCUGCUAUUGCCAAGAUAGUGGGUACCAAUGCUGCCAGGAGCCCUCAGUUUGACAAUACUGUAAAAAUGUGGGUGUUUGAAGAGAUGGUUGAUGGGCGAAAACUGACUGAAAUAAUCAACACUGAGCAUGAAAAUGUCAAGUAUCUCCCUGGGCACAAACUACCCUCAAAUGUGCUGGCAGUUCCAGACCUGGUGGAGGCAUCCAAUGAGGCAGACAUUUUGAUUUUUGUGAUUCCCCACCAGUUUGUUGGGAAAGUGUGUGACACCAUCAAGGGCAAGAUAAAGAGUGAUGCCCUGGGGAUAUCCCUCAUCAAGGGUGUAGAUGAAGGACCUGAUGGACUGAAACUCAUCUCUGAUGUGAUUCAGGAGAAGCUCGGUAUCACCAUGAGUGUGCUGAUGGGGGCCAACAUUGCCAAUGAAGUCGCUGAUGGAAAGUUUUGUGAGACCACUAUUGGAUGUAAGAAUAAAAACCAUGGAACUCUCCUGAAGGAUCUCAUGCAGACCAGCAACUUCCGAGUUACUGUAGUAGAGGAGUAUGAUGUGGUGGAAAUCUGUGGAGCCUUGAAGAACAUUGUUGCAGUCGGAGCAGGUUUCUGUGACGGUUUGGGCUUCGGGGACAACACUAAAGCAGCUGUAAUCAGGUUAGGACUGAUGGAAAUGAUUGCCUUCGCUCGCAUUUUCUGCACCGCUGGGCCUGUGUCCUCUGCAACCUUCUUGGAGAGCUGUGGGGUGGCUGACCUCAUCACCACUUGCUACGGUGGCCGCAACCGGAAAGUCGCCGAAGCUUUUGUCAAAACUGGAAAGUCCAUUGAGGAAUUGGAGAAGGAGAUGCUGAAUGGUCAGAAACUCCAAGGACCAGCAACAGCAGCUGAGGUUUAUCUCAUACUCAAGCACAAAAACCUAAUUGACAAGUUCCCGCUGUUCAAUGCAGUCUAUCAGAUCUGCUACCAGAACCAUCCAGUCACAGAGUUCAUAAGCUGUUUGCAGAACCAUCCAGAGCACAUGUAAAAAAAAAACAAAAACAAAACAAAACUGACCAUGUGCCUUGAAAUGGAGAACAUGACAGCUUUUUAUCUGUUACCUCUCAGAAAUUGAUGGAGAAUAACAUGUUGUCACGCUUCAAAAUGGUUCCAGCCUUAAAGUGCAAUUCAUGUUCACACUCGGAGAGGCUGGGUAAUAUUUGUGUCCUGCACUUGUUCAGCUUUGUCCUCAUACUAUGUUUCUGACAUCCAUAAAGUGCUUUCUUCCAUUUCCUGAAUUACACGAACAUAUGAAGGGAUAAUGGUUGGGGGUUUUCCUCAUGGGAUGGUCACAUAGCUCUUUGCGCCUGAGAUUUUUCAUUUUUACGCCAAAUUAAAUCAGAAUACAUGAUGGUAGAUUGUGAACAGAAGUCAAACCACAAUACAAACACAGACAUCACACUGGAUGUCAGUUAUGUAAUGACAUAUGAAUCAUGAAUCUAACUUUGUUUGUUAAAUGUUUAUGUGGCACCAUCAUGUGUUCAGAUUUUGGCAGGGCUCACUGCUCAGGGCAAAGACCUGCUGACGGCCUUCUGUAGAAGGAUUUAUCUUCAUCUAACAUUUAUGUCUCCGUCCAGUGGAUGCAUGUCCGUCACCAGAGGUUACUAAAUUAUAGAUAUACCUCGCUUCAUUUUGUCUUUGUAUGCUCUUAAGUCUUACAUAAUUCACUGUGAAAUGAUUAUCUUCAUGUCUUGUACUGUAUAUUAACUGAACGCACAGCAACUGUUUUUAACAACAAAAAAAAAUGUAAGUGCCUUAGUGUGCUCGGUUGUGGCCAUAGUCUUUUUUUUUUUUUUUGUCGAGCCAAAGACAUGACUACUUAAUGUCCGUCCACUAUGCGUUUUAUUACUGUAACUCUGCUUGACCCAGUUUCAAUUGAGUUCUAUCUAAUGUACUGGAAAUUUGUCUGUAUAAAUUAAUUCUGUCAUCAA
Molecule: messenger RNA, 2084 nt
Organism: Sphaeramia orbicularis (orbiculate cardinalfish)
Lineage: Eukaryota; Metazoa; Chordata; Actinopteri; Kurtiformes; Apogonidae
Product: glycerol-3-phosphate dehydrogenase [NAD(+)], cytoplasmic
Exons: 8
Coding region: 86-1141 (351 amino acids)
Biological process (GO): carbohydrate metabolic process; glycerol-3-phosphate catabolic process
Cellular component (GO): cytosol
Molecular function (GO): glycerol-3-phosphate dehydrogenase [NAD(P)+] activity; protein homodimerization activity; NAD binding
Source: RefSeq, a predicted model, not a curated record